AUGUAUUGUGGGGUAAAAAAAUAUCCACCUUCAUCUCAUGCAUCCAUAAUCAACAGUGUUUUCCCAGGUUCUUGGUUUUCCAAGUUCAAGCCCAGGCCCACCAGCCCCGAACCGAACCCGACCAGAGCCCAGAACCGAGCCAAACCCGAUUUCCCAGCCCAACCGUCAUUCCCCCGAGAGGCUCGGUUCUACAGCGUGGAUGGUGACGAUGACGACGCGUACUGGAGGCUUUCCUUUCACGACGAGCACGCCAAGGGCAUAACCGGAAUUCCACCUUCUCCGUCGAGCUCCGGCGAGGAGGCUCGUAUCCCGGUCUUCCCGAGCUUCGGCCCGAAACUCGGGAGGCGCCCGAGGAAUUCGGGCCGGAGGAGGCCUGACGAGCCGGUUGAGAAAGUUAUAUUUCCGGUGGAGGAAGAAGGGAAAAUAAUCCGAAAGAAGAAAGGAUUUCAAGAUUCUCCGGCUGAUGACUCGGAUGGUUUCGGUUUUAGCCCGAGCCCGGUUGAGGAAGACUACGAUUUUUCGGACGAAACGAGUGAUGAUGAAUCAGAACCCCGGACGAUGAGGUCCCGUCAGAGAAGGAUAACGAAGCAAAAGAAUCGAGCUUUGAAGGCGAAUGGUGGUUAUAAUUAUUCGCCAAAGUGGGAUCUCGAGGAUCUGAAGAGAGUGAAAAUUCGGCCGAGGAAGAAGGAGAUAAUGAAGGGCGGUGGGACAAUGUACGAUAGUUUUGCGGAGGUUAAGACUUCUUAUAAUCCGGGAGAAGACUUUAGGCAAUCGAUGGUUGAGAUGAUUUGCGAGCAAGGGAUCAAGCGGCCGGAGGAGCUCGAGGAGCUUUUGGCUUGUUACCUCACAUUGAAUAGCGACGAGCAUCACGGGCUCAUUAUCCGGGUUUUUCAAGAGGUUUGGUUCGAGCUGAGUGGGGCCGUGUGUUAA
This is a messenger RNA of Striga hermonthica, 930 nucleotides long. Lineage: Eukaryota; Viridiplantae; Streptophyta; Magnoliopsida; Lamiales; Orobanchaceae. The record is from the annotation of a GenBank genome assembly.